GUGCCUCCCCUACCUGCCUAACCACGUACCCCGCCCAUACACCCACCUUCCCGGCAUGUAAGGCGUUAGUGUGUAUAUAUAGAACCCGUAAUCAUUGAUGUUACUUCUGAGGACGCACACAUUCUCCUACCAGUCUCUCACAGGAGCUCUCGUCGGCCACUGGUUCAGGAGGUGCGUUAAUCAUCAAGUGCCAUGUGUGACGACGACGCUACCGCUCUAGUCUGCGACAACGGCUCCGGCCUCUGCAAGGCUGGCUUCGCCGGUGACGACGCUCCUAGGGCUGUGUUCCCUUCCAUCGUCGGCCGCCCUCGUCACCAGGGUGUGAUGGUGGGCAUGGGUCAGAAGGACGCCUACGUCGGCGACGAGGCCCAGAGCAAGCGAGGUAUCCUGACUCUCAAGUAUCCCAUCGAGCACGGCAUCAUCACCAACUGGGACGACAUGGAGAAGAUCUGGCACCACACUUUCUACAAUGAACUCCGCAUUGCCCCUGAGGAGUCUCCAGUCCUCCUCACUGAGGCUCCCCUCAACCCCAAGGCCAACCGUGAAAAAAUGACCCAGAUUAUGUUCGAGACUUUCAGUACUCCUGCCAUGUACGUGGCCAUUCAGGCUGUGCUGUCCCUGUACGCCUCUGGCCGUACCACUGGUAUCGUGCUGGACUCUGGCGACGGCGUCACCCACACUGUGCCCAUCUAUGAAGGUUAUGCUCUCCCACACGCCAUUAUGCGUCUUGACCUGGCUGGGCGCGACCUGACUGACUACCUCAUGAGAAUUCUAACUGAGCGAGGCUACUCCUUCACCACUACCGCAGAACGUGAGAUCGUUCGUGACAUAAAAGAAAAACUAUGCUAUGUAGCUUUGGAUUUUGAAGGAGAGAUGGCUCAGGCAGCUGCCUCGACAGCCAUUGAAAAAUCUUACGAACUUCCCGAUGGUCAAGUAAUUACAAUUGGCAAUGAGAGGUUCCGUUGUCCCGAGGCACUUUACCAGCCUUCCUUCCUUGGCAUGGAAUCGUCUGGUGUUCAUGAGACCGUGUACCAGUGCAUCAUGAAGUGUGAUGUGGAUAUCAGGAAAGACCUUUACGCUAACACCGUUAUGUCUGGCGGCACCACCAUGUACCCUGGUAUUGCUGAUCGCAUGCAGAAGGAAAUCACUACUUUGGCGCCUUCGACCAUCAAGAUCAAGAUCAUUGCUCCUCCUGAGCGCAAGUACUCCGUCUGGAUCGGUGGCUCCAUUUUGGCCUCUCUCUCCACUUUCCAAUCCAUGUGGAUCACCAAGGAAGAGUACGAUGAGUCCGGCCCAGGCAUAGUUCAUCGCAAAUGCUUCUAAAUUAUACUAUUCUAUUUUUUUUACUUUACAUCUGACUCCCACCGUUUAUUUCUUUUAUUGAGAAAUAUUCUGUUCUCACUCUCCUCUCUUUAAUACAUAAUGAGUCAAAUUUCUCCCACAUUGGGCUGUAACAAGUCUGUUAAAUCUAUUUAUCUGCGCUUUAUAGAAUGAGAGACUGAAUGCAUGCGUUAUUUACAAGGGUAAGGAAUUACCACAUAAGUGUGAGUAAUUAUCCAAGUAAAAUUGUUGAAAUACAUGGAAAGAUGAACCA
This is a messenger RNA of Eriocheir sinensis (Chinese mitten crab), 1594 nucleotides long. Its product is annotated as actin, muscle-like. Gene Ontology annotation, biological process: mitotic cytokinesis. The record is from RefSeq and is a predicted model, not a curated record. Bases 193 to 1323 code for a protein of 376 amino acids. NCBI's taxonomy places the organism in Eukaryota, Metazoa, Arthropoda, Malacostraca, Decapoda, Varunidae. The transcript is spliced from 2 exons.